Molecule: messenger RNA, 2736 nt
Organism: Sardina pilchardus (European sardine)
Lineage: Eukaryota; Metazoa; Chordata; Actinopteri; Clupeiformes; Clupeidae
Product: arf-GAP with dual PH domain-containing protein 1
Exons: 11
Coding region: 354-1487 (377 amino acids)
Biological process (GO): positive regulation of GTPase activity
Cellular component (GO): cytoplasm; intracellular membrane-bounded organelle; plasma membrane
Molecular function (GO): GTPase activator activity; phosphatidylinositol-3,4,5-trisphosphate binding; phosphatidylinositol bisphosphate binding
Source: RefSeq, a predicted model, not a curated record
AUGCUCACGGAGGGAGUAAGCAGGGCUGGUGAGUCGCCGGUGAUACGGUCAUCUCUGCAGAUAGCGAGAGGCGAGACGUGAGGCGGGAGGUGCGUAAGUCUCUGUGUGAGUCUAACAAAGAGGUGACACCACCGGUCCGUGAUCACGGGCUCUGAGUAAAACCGACUAGCUCUGCACUUGACUCUCGUCACGGCGUUACGGUCGCGCUGUGCGCUCUGUCUUUCCGCUCAUUGAUCGGGUCGAUGAGUUCCUUGGCCGCGAAUUGGGCGACUUGAUCGGAAGAGAGAGCUCCUUAAACAGCUCAGCCCCUGCGGCGCCAAGCUACUGGAGGUCGAAGGGAAUUUUCUGGAACAAUGGCUUCGGCACAGGAGAAGAACAGACAGGUGAUUCAAGAAUUUGUCAAACAACCGGGGAACGACUCUUGCGCGGACUGCGGAGUGCUAGACCCUGACUGGGUGUCGGUGACUCUGGGGGUGUUCCUGUGUCAGGGCUGCUCUCUGAUCCACCGCAGUCUCCCCCACAUCAGCCGCCUCAAGGCCAUACAGGACCCUGCCUGGGACGCCGCCGAGGUGGAGUUGGUAACCUCACUGGGGAACGCUGCAGCCAAAGCCAAGUAUGAACAGAGUGUCCCAGCAUUCUACUACAGACCCAAACACACAGACUGCAGGAUUCUCCGGGAGCAGUGGGUGAGAGCCAAGUAUGAGAGGCAGGAGUUCACGUACAUCGAGAAACAAGAGCCGUAUUCAGCAGGUUACAGGGAGGGGUAUCUUUGGAAACGGGGGCGUGACAACGGGCAGUUCCUGAGCCGCAAGUUCAUCCUGUCGGAGAGAGAGGGAGCCCUCAAGUACUACAACAAGCAAGACGCCAAGGACCCUAAAGCGGUGAUGAAGAUUGAGACUCUGAACGCUACGUUUCAGCCAGCUAAGAUUGGCAACGCCUGUGGCCUGCAGAUCACCUACCUGAAGGACAACAGCACCCGCAACAUCUUUGUGUAUCAUGAGGAUGGAAAGGAAAUGGCGGACUGGUUUAAUGCCAUUCGGGCAGCUCGUUUCCAUUAUCAUCAGGUGGCUUUUCCUGGAGCUAAUGACACAGACUUGAUCCCCAAACUCACUCGCAACUUUAUGAAGGAGGGUUUCAUGGAGAAGACAGGACCCAGGCACACAGAGGGCUUUAAGAAGAGAUGGUUUACUAUGGAUGACAGACGACUCAUGUACUUCAAAGACCCACUGGACGCAUAUGCGCGUGGAGAGGUGUUCAUAGGCAGUAAGGAGAACAGCUACACGGUGCUCCCCGGCCUCCCGCCCACCAUCCAGGGUUACCAUUGGCAGCACGGCAUCACCAUAGUAACGCCAGACAGGAAGUUCCUGUUCGCCUGUGAGACGGAGGCGGAGCAACGCGACUGGAUCGCCGCCCUGCAGAGGAUCAUCAACCGCCCUAUGCACCCCCAGGAGUACGCAGUUGAGGCUCAUUUCAAACACAAGCCUUGACGCUGCAUCCGCGGGGAUGGAUCCUCCCAGCCACCAAUCCAGAGCCAGACUGAGCGACAGCUCCCGCCUCCAACCCCAACCUGGUCCAAUCAGAGGCCAGGAUACAGAGCUGUGCAUUGGAGGAAGUCCCUCUCAUCCAACUGUCACCCAGCCCCUCCUCACUCAUACUCAGCCAAUCAUUAUUCACUCCUGUAGCUAUCUGCCCUCUCAUUGGUUGGCUGUAUAUUCCUUCCUGGAAUAGGGUUUCCUGUGAACCUUUGAAUAAGGAGUUUUCUGAUUGGUUGUCAGAGCCCGAUAUCUAAUCUUAUCCACCAUUAUACGCUUGAAGAACCCAGAGAGGAACUGACCACAGGCAGCAACUGACUCUGGACACCUCCGGCCCAAAUCCAACCAGGAUCAGAUCCAGAUCAGAUUCAGAUUAGAUGCAAAUCAGAUUCAGAUCAGAUUCAGAUUACAGUACAUCUUCCUGAUCUCUCUGGAUCUGGUGUAGAUCUGGCCCUGGAUUCUGGCCCCGAUUUGUCUCUGAUCUGGUCCAAAUCUAGCUUGGUUCCGACUCAAACCUGGAUCUAAUCCUGUUUUGAAUCUGAUCGGAAUCUGGUAUGAGUCUGGUCGUUAUCUGAGAUGGAUGUGGUCUCGAUCUGGUCAUGAUCUGGUCUUGAUCCAGUCUUGAGCUGGUCUUGACCUGCUGGAGAUCUAGCUGGGCUCGGGUCAGAUCUGGUCUUGAGCUGGUCUUGAUCCAGUCUGGAUCCAGUCUGGAUCCAGUCUGGAUCUCGUCUGGAUCUGGUCUUGAUCCAGUCUGGAUCUGGUCUGGAUCUGGUCUUGAGCUGGUCUUGAUCCAGUCUGGAUCUGGUCUAGAUCUGGUCUUGAUCCAGUCUGGAUCUGGUCUGGAUCUGGUCUAGAUCGGGUCGUGAUCUAAACGGGCUCGGGUCAGACCUGGUCCUGGUGUGCACUGUUCUAGAGUCAGCUGCUGUGUGUGCUGAUAUCCUGCUGUUCUGUUUAUUCCUGUGACUGAGCUUAUUUAUUUGAAACACACCGCAUAGGUCUCAGACCACGGCUGCUUUGGGGUGUUGUAACAUCUCCCCAUGUCCUAUUGGGCAAUGGUGUGUGUGUAUGUGUGUGUGUGUGUGUGUGUGUGUGUGUGUGUGUGUGUGUGUGUGUGUGUGUGUGUGUGCGGGUGCGUGUGUGUGUGUGUGUGUGUGGUCUCUCUGUCGUCAUGUUGUUUAAUAAAAACCAGACGUGUCUCCCUGUC